UAUUUAUCAAGUAGUAUGGUUUUACAAGCAAUCUCAGAUCCUUUUUGAAGGACAUUAUCGCUUAAUCGAAAUUGAGAAAUUACGGCAGCUGGUGACACCUUUGAGAUGCGUAUUGAAUUAGCAUAAAACGUUAUCACACGAUUUUAUUAGAUUGCAAGAAGGAUGAAGCUUGCCAAUUUUGUAGGGAUCUUGUUUCUCUUUAAAGAUUGUUUGCUCAGCAAUGCAAUCGACAAGGCUGAUACUAACAAUAAUCCCUCUUUACCUGUGGUAGUGAUCACCUGGGAUUAUGCAACUGUAGCAACAAAAGCAUGGGAUCUAAUCUAUAAUCAGAAGAAAAGUGCUCUAGACACGAUAGAAGAAGGCUGCACUUUAUGUGAGGCGGAACAAUGCAGAGGAACCGUAGGAUUUGGUGGCAGUCCAGAUGAAUCUGGAGAAACUACACUGGAUGCUAUGAUUAUGGACGGAGUGACAAUGGAUGUAGGCGCAAUAGGAGGAUUGCGAAACGUAAAAAGCGCUAUUUCGGUGGCUCGCAAGGUGCUGCACCACACAAAACAUUCUUUAUUGGGCGGGGAAUUGGGUAUGAAGUUCGCCGUCAAGAUGGGAUUCAAGGAAGAAUCUCUAACGACAAAUAAAUCCUUGCAGAUGUGGACGGAAUGGAAAACAAAUAAUUGUCAACCCAAUUUCUGGAAGAAUGUUGAACCGGAUCCAACGACCAGCUGCGGGCCGUAUAAGCCAAAGAACAUACAAGACAACGAUAAUAGUUACGAAGAACUCACAUUUGAAGGAAGCGAGGAAAAUCACGAUACAAUCGGUAUGCUUGCAAUAGACUCGCAAGGACGUACGGCGGCCGGUACUUCGACGAACGGUGCCAAACACAAAAUACCCGGCCGCAUCGGGGAUUCUCCUAUUCCGGGAGCUGGAGCAUAUGCUGAUCAAGAAGUUGGCGCGGCAGCUGCUACUGGCGACGGAGAUAUUAUGUUGCGGUUUCUACCGAGUUUUUUGGCAGUAGAGGAGAUGCGUCGUGGAGCAACGCCAUAUACAGCUGCCAGGAAUGCGAUUAAUAGGAUCGCUCAGCAUUAUCCCACUUUCUUCGGUGGGGUAAUCACCGUGAACAAUAGAGGAGAAUUUGGAGCUGCAUGUAACGGAAUGAAAGAUGGAUUUCCAUUUUAUAUCGCAAAUCCUUCAGGGAAAAGAUUGUUUACAGUUGAAUGCACUAAUUAUAAUGUACAUUGUUACAAGAAAGAUGCAAAUUGCUGAUUUGCAUUUAUAGUUUGUUUAAUAAGCUUCAAAAUGAUAAAAGUAAUAUAUCGGGGAAGCAUUUUUAAUGAUGUUACUAUAAAAAAGAAGACUAUGUUAAAACAAAUAAAUAUCUGAGUAAGCAUUUGUAUAAAUUCAAUGCAAGUAUUGUGAAUGAUAUCAUGAUACAUUGUAUAACAAGUAAAACAAAGAAUACAAUAUAAAUCCAUUUUGUUUUA
This is a messenger RNA of Cataglyphis hispanica, 1475 nucleotides long. RefSeq names its product N(4)-(Beta-N-acetylglucosaminyl)-L-asparaginase-like. The coding region runs from base 163 to 1257 and encodes 364 amino acids. The record is from RefSeq and is a predicted model, not a curated record. Gene Ontology annotation, molecular function: N4-(beta-N-acetylglucosaminyl)-L-asparaginase activity. Lineage: Eukaryota; Metazoa; Arthropoda; Insecta; Hymenoptera; Formicidae. The transcript has 6 exons. Gene Ontology annotation, biological process: protein deglycosylation. Gene Ontology annotation, cellular component: lysosome.